This is a messenger RNA of Rubroshorea leprosula, 2748 nucleotides long. The record is from the annotation of a GenBank genome assembly. Lineage: Eukaryota; Viridiplantae; Streptophyta; Magnoliopsida; Malvales; Dipterocarpaceae.
AUUUGCCAACCACCACCGGCUUUUUACUUGCACAGAGAGAUCUUCUCCGCUUCUUCACUCUCUGCUUCCCGUUACCAGUUCCGGCCACUCCAAUUCCGGCCGGUUCCGUUCUUCUUCCAUAGCUACGUUUCUGCUAAUUUGCAAUGGAACCGUCGCCUUCGGCAGGUUCUAUGAAAAUUUCGCCACUCGAUCUGAUGUCGGCGAUAAUCAAGGGAAGAAUGGACUCGUCCAACGUGUCUUUCGAAUCCCCGGCUGAGGUCGCCACGAUCCUGCUCGAGAACAGAGAGUUCAUCAUGAUAUUGACCACCUCCAUCGCGGUUCUCAUCGGUUGUGUUGUCGUAUUGGUGUGGCGCAGAUCCGGCGGGCAGAAAUCCAAGCAUGUGGAGCCUCCUGAACAGAAAGUCGUCGAGAAGCCAGUAGUCGAAGACGAUGACGGUAAGAAGAAGGUGACCAUCUUUUUCGGCACCCAAACUGGUACCGCUGAAGGUUUUGCUAAGGCGCUAGCUGAGGAGGCAAAAGCACGGUAUGAAAAGGCGACGUUUAAAGUUGUUGAUUUGGAUGAUUAUGCUUCCGAAGAUGAUGAAUACGAGGAGAAGUUGAAGAAUGAGACUCUCGCUUUCUUCUUUUUGGCUACAUAUGGAGAUGGAGAGCCAACUGAUAAUGCUGCUAGGUUCUAUAAAUGGUUCACAGAGGGAAAAGAGAGAGGAGAAUGGCUUCAGAACAUGCAAUAUGGAGUGUUUGGCCUAGGGAACAGACAGUAUGAGCAUUUUAAUAAGGUUGCAAAGGUGGUGGAUGAUCUCCUUGCAGAGCAGGGUGCAAAGCGUCUUGGUCCUGUGGGUCUUGGAGAUGAUGACCAAUGCAUCGAAGACGACUUCAGUGCAUGGCGAGAAUUGGUAUGGCCUGAGUUAGAUCAGCUUCUACUGGAUGAAGAUGAUGCACAAACUGUUUCUACUCCUUACACUGCAGCUGUUUUGGAAUACCGUGUUGUAUUUUAUGACCCUGCAGAUGCACCAAUUAAGGACAAUAACUGGAGUAAUGCAAAUGGUCAUGCAGUUUAUGAUGCUCAACAUCCAUGCAGGUCAAAUAUUGCUGUGAGGAAGGAGCUUCAUACUCCUGCAUCUGAUCGUUCUUGCACCCAUCUUGAAUUUGAUAUUGCUGGCACAGGGCUUUUAUAUGAAACAGGGGAUCAUGUUGCUGUUUACUGUGAGAAUUUAGUUGAGACUGUUGAAGAAGCUGUAAGGUUAUUAGGUUUAUCACCUGACACCUAUUUCUCCAUUCAUGCUGAUAAAGAGGAUGGAACGCCACUUAGUGGAAGUUCCUUGCCUCCUCCUUUCCCACCCUGCACUUUAAGAAUAGCACUGACGAGAUAUGCUGAUCUUUUGAGUUCUCCAAAAAAGUCUGCUUUGCUUGCAUUGGCUGCUUAUGCUUCUGAUCCAAAUGAAGCUGAUCGAUUAAGGCACCUUGCCUCUCCUGCUGGAAAGGAUGAAUACGCACAAUGGGUAGUUGCAAGUCAGAGAAGCCUCCUUGAGGUCAUGGCUGAAUUCCUGUCAGCCAAGCCCCCACUUGGUGUCUUCUUUGCAUCAGUUGCACAGAGGUUGCAGCCUAGAUACUAUUCCAUCUCAUCUUCCCCAAGGAUGGCACCAACUAGGAUUCAUGUCACUUGUGCACUUGUUUAUGAGACAACACCAACAGGUCGGAUUCACAAGGGAGUGUGUUCAACUUGGAUGAAGAAUGCUGUGCCCUUGGAGAAAACCCAAGAUUGCAGUUGGGCACCUAUUUUUGUCAGGCAAUCCAAUUUUAAACUUCCCGCAGAGACUAAAGUUCCCAUUAUCAUGAUUGGCCCUGGCACUGGAUUGGCUCCUUUCAGGGGUUUCCUUCAGGAAAGAUUAGCCCUGAAAGAAGCUGGAGCAGAACUGGGACCUUCCAUAUUAUUCUUUGGAUGCAGGAAUCGGAGAAUGGAUUAUAUUUACGAAGAUGAGCUUAAUAACUUUCUUGACAGUGGUGCACUUUCUGAGCUGGUGGUUGCCUUCUCACGUGAAGGACCCACCAAGGAAUAUGUGCAACAUAAAAUGAUGGAAAAGGCAUCCAACAUUUGGAACAUGAUUUCUCAAGGAGGUUACAUAUAUGUAUGUGGUGAUGCCAAGGGCAUGGCUAGAGAUGUCCACCGAAGUCUCCACACUAUUGUGCAAGAUCAGGGAUCGCUAGACAGUUCAAAAGCAGAAAGCAUGGUUAAGAAUCUGCAAAUGACAGGCAGGUAUCUACGUGACGUAUGGUGAAGUUUCCUCUGCAUAAGUUUUUAAUUUGGGAGGGAAAUAAAAAAACAAUAAAAAGGAUAUUGCGUCAAGAAAUAUUUAUAUUUAUGGCAGCCAACUUAAUUUGACACAAGAAACUCAUAAGAAGGUUACUUGUGAUGUCGAGGUUGCUACCCUUCAAAGAGAAAAUCUAAAUUGUUGUGAUUAUAGAACUCAAUUCGGUAAUCCCUUGUUUUUUUUUCUUUUAACUAUUCUACUUGAUGGAUUUUUUCUGAAGUGUAAUAUAUAUAGUAUAUAGAAUAAUUAUGUUAGGGCUAGUGAAAUGAAUUUUCCAUGUAUGAACCACCAAGAAGGUUCAAAUGACGAGACAAGCAGCAAUGUAAUCACAUAUUGGAUGGACAAUAUUAGUUUGGUCUUUGUUUAUGGAAGUGACUAUUGAAUUGUUCGUUUGAGUUUUAUGUUGUAUAGACUUGCCAAAUAAGGCACGACAUGCCUU